Molecule: messenger RNA, 512 nt
Organism: Amphimedon queenslandica
Lineage: Eukaryota; Metazoa; Porifera; Demospongiae; Haplosclerida; Niphatidae
Product: serine/threonine-protein kinase TAO3-like
Exons: 5
Biological process (GO): protein phosphorylation
Cellular component (GO): cytoplasm
Molecular function (GO): protein serine/threonine kinase activity; ATP binding
Source: RefSeq, a predicted model, not a curated record
UUUGUAGCUGAUUUUGGCUCUGCUUGUGAAUAUUCUCCGGCCAAUUCCUUUGUUGGGACUCCAUUUUGGAUGGCACCGGAGGUUAUAAUGGCUAUGGACGAGGGUCAGUACGAUGGUAAAGUGGACGUUUGGUCUAUCGGCAUCACUUGCAUUGAAAUGGCGGAAAGAAAACCGCCAUUGUUUCACAUGAACGCUAUGGCUGCCAUGUAUCACAUAGCUCAGAAGGACCCACCCACCAUACAGGAGCCGCAAAACUGGUCCGACUUAUUUCGAGAUUUUAUAAGUCGUUGUCUUCAGAAAGAACCAGAAGACAGAAUAGACUCAACUGAAGCCCUUGCACAUCGAUUCAUUAAUCUCCCGAGAAGUGGUGACAUUGUUUUCAAGUUGAUCCAAAGGACCAAAGACGCUGUGCGUAGAGUCGAUCAUAGGAACUUCAAGAGACUCCAGAAGAUGCUAAUGGGAGAGGAGGACUCGGAAAUAGAAGUUGAUGAAAUUGAGAGCGAACCACCCAG